Molecule: messenger RNA, 3289 nt
Organism: Zerene cesonia (dogface butterfly)
Lineage: Eukaryota; Metazoa; Arthropoda; Insecta; Lepidoptera; Pieridae
Product: organic cation transporter protein-like
Exons: 7
Coding region: 83-1690 (535 amino acids)
Biological process (GO): transmembrane transport
Cellular component (GO): membrane
Molecular function (GO): transmembrane transporter activity
Source: RefSeq, a predicted model, not a curated record
UCGAACUCGCCGUCUGGGCAGACGUGAGCCGGCAGCACAGCGCGCGCAAUGUGUCUGAACCUCGGCUAACUACGCGUACAAAAUGUCGAAAAAGGACGUGUUGAAUUUGGACUCGAUCCUCCUGGAGUUGGGCCAGUUCGGCUGGUACCAGAUACGCAACUAUUGUUUCAUAUUAAUACCGAUCGCGUUCAGUGCGGUGUACAGCAGUCAGUAUAUUUUUGCGGCGGGGAAUUUGGAAUACAGAUGCAAAGUGCCAGUAUGCGAAUCGUCCCCCCCAAAGUUCGAGACGAACGGCUGGGGAGGGUGGGCUCUACCCGAUGGAGGGGGGCGCUGCGAGCGCUUCGUGGCUGUGGGGGGCAGCUGCACACCCGAAGCGUUUCACCCCACGGACACUGAGAGAUGCGACAGCUGGAUAUAUGAACAUAACGACACCAUUGUAGCUACUUUCGAUCUGGCGUGUGAGGAAUGGAAGCGCACGCUGGUGGGGACCAUCCACAGCGCUGGCAUAUUCUUUGCGCUCCCGCUCACUGCCUACAUAUCGGAUAGUUUCGGGCGUCGCGUCGCAUUUAUAUUGACGGCGGUCGCACCAGCUAUCAUGGGCGUCAUCCGUUCUUUCUCCACGUCCUAUGUUAUGUAUAUCAUCUUUGAGCUGCUCGAAGCCAUCGUGGGCUCCGGUGUCUACAGCUCCGGUUUUAUUCUAGCAUUGGAAAUGGUCGGCAUAAAUCGCAGGGUGCUGGGUGGUAACAUUAUAUCCUGCACAUUUGCUAUCGGUCAGGCCGUCGUGGCGCUGGUCGCGUGGGCGGUUCCCGAGUGGAGGACGCUUACCAGAAUCAUCUACGCGCCUUCAUUCAUUUUCAUACUUUACUGCUUCGUGAUAGAAGAGAGUGUUCGGUGGCUGCUCAGCAAGGGUAGGAAGAAAGAAGCGGCGAGGAUCAUUUUCAAAGCUGCAGAAAUAAACAAAAGAAAGUUGUCGCCGGAGACCAUUAAGCAACUGACGGACGAGACGACACAGCUGGAAGACACGUCGGUGGUGGAAAACAAGGAAUCUCUCGUGUUGCAAGUGUUGAGAUCGCGAGUGUUGAUUUCAAGACUAUUUAUAUGUGCGUUUUGGUGGAUCACUGUGACGUUUAUAUACUACGGGCUUUCUAUCAACUCAGUGUCCCUCGGUGGAAACAGCUACGUGAAUUAUAUUCUGACCGCGUUGGUGGAGAUACCUGGGUACUGUUUAAGCGUGUUAACAUUGGACCGCUUCGGACGCAAAGCAUCCAUAAUGACCGCAUUCUUUGUGUGCGGUUUAUCGCUCUUCGGUUUACCAUUUAUCCCGACACAUUUGCAGUGGCUGCAAACGAGUUUAAACUUGCUGGGCAAGUUAUCUAUCAGUAUGGCGUUCAGUAGCAUCUACAUUUACACGUCGGAGUUGUAUCCAACGUCCGUUCGUCACUCGCUGGUAGCUCUGUGUUCCAUGGCCGGAAGAAUCGGUCAAGUGAUUGCACCACAAACGCCCCUAUUGAUGGCGUACAUGGAAUCCCUGCCGUAUCUGCUGUUCGGCAUAAUGGCCGCUAUCGCAGGUCUCCUCAUGCUGCUCACACCAGAGACGCUGCACAUCCAACUGCCGGACACCGUGAAGCAGGCUGAGGGCAUUGCCGUUGCGCCCCGAACAAAGAAAACUACAGACAUUAUAGUGGAUUAGUGAUAUCUCCUGUCUAUUGCAGGCUAGUGUUAAUAGGUAAAGUUGUUAAGGUCAAACAUGUUUUGUGACUUCAGCUAAUGUCCGAAACAAACUGUUAUAUUGAAUGCAGCUUUGAGUGAUGUUGGUGUGUUUGAUGAGACUGUAUCAAGAGAGAAAAAUAAGUCAGAAUUGAAAUGACCCUUUGUGAUGCGCCAAAACAGAUGAAGGAAAUUUGAAAACAAUUCAGCGAUGGUAACUGGUCAUGGCGCUGCUACAAGUGUUCGAUAAAUCAUUGUAAUGUAUAAAUAAUAUGUUGUAUCAAGAAAAAUUAGUUAAUUUGGAGUAAAAAUGAACAAAUCUUGUCAGAAAUGGUGACUUGUAAGAGUUGUCAAGUAUGAGUUUGAGUGAAUAUGGUCUUGUGAUUAACUAUGUAUCUAUCGAUGUCUGCCUUUGGGAACUUUUUGUAUACAGAUAAGGUUCCCUAAAUAAUAGUAUAAGAUUGGAUCAAACGUUAUAAUUACAUGCUCUUUUAGUCAUAAUUAUAUGAACCGGCACUUUUGGGAACUAUUAGCUUUUGAGACAAUCGGACUUUUAUGAAAACCCAUUGAAAUUUUAAUAUUACAUUGAUACGUCAGAGAUAUUAUUUAUAAUUGCAAAAAAAAAAUUGUAAAUUCAAAAGCGUUUGGUGUAUAAACGAUAUGCACCUUUGAUCUUUCAGAUCUUAUUGCAAUAUAUAUUUUUUAGCGUUUGGUUUAUUAGCGAUAUGCACCUUAGAUCUUUCAGAUCUUAUUGCAAUACAUAUUUUAUGUACCUUAAAGCAAAUGCAGCUUCAAAAUACCUCUUAUUUUUAGGUAGCAAUAUUUAGUAUUAUAUGAAGUAAACCCAUGCAUCCGACCUCAUAAGACCAUAAUAUAUAAAUUAGUACGUAAUAAGAUAAUUGUAAUUAAGAGUCCACUGUUUUUAAUAUCAUAAAAAUUUUUAACGCAAACAUUAUUAUAGCGAAAGCUUUAUCAAGAAUUCAAUUUUUUUAUUGCGGGUAUACGUUUCUACAUUAAAAAAAAAAUUAAAAACGUAUUCCCGCCUCAAGUAUUGCCAUUGUCAUAAUCACUCUAUUUUGUAUCUACUACACGAACAUAGUUAAAUUCUGAGUCCAUUAGACAACUCAUAGUUGAAAUUUGGAUCUCUGUUUCAAGAAUAAGCUACAUUCAAAUGAAAACAGGCGCUAGUGCGUCCAUCCUGCUCUGGAUUAAAACAAUAAAGCGAUGGCAGAUAUUGCACCGUUAGCUUACAUACUUAACUGCAUUUCAUUAUAUUGGGAAAAAUUUCCGAUAGGUGGCGUUAUGUGGAAAGGAAAGAAAAUUGUAUAACUUAGGUGAGUUAAUAGUACCUAAUAGUUAAAGAUGCCUAAAAGGUAAAGAAAAGACAAAAUUGGCGUGUUAAGGAAUCAAGAAAGAAGAUUGCGAAGUGAUACUAAAUAAACUAGUGUUCUCUUGAUCAAUGUGUAUAUAUUGUUUCAAAAUAAAAUAUUCUACUUUAAAUCCUUCUCAAAUUGAGAAAACCAUGUCACUAUUAUGUAAUUGUAUAUUUUAAUGUUAAUAAUUGUUAUUUAAUAUAUGACGC